This is a messenger RNA of Myotis brandtii (Brandt's bat), 1029 nucleotides long. RefSeq names its product chromosome unknown open reading frame, human C5orf58. Bases 697 to 951 code for a protein of 84 amino acids. The record is from RefSeq and is a predicted model, not a curated record. The transcript has 5 exons. NCBI's taxonomy places the organism in Eukaryota, Metazoa, Chordata, Mammalia, Chiroptera, Vespertilionidae.
ACACCAAUGCUUCUGUAAAAUGCAAUCAAAAUUAAAAAGCAAAGUUACACAAAACAAUAACACAAACUUAUUACAAGAUUCAACAGACAUGAAUUCCUCUGUUGAAUUGCUGCUUUUAUGCUUAUCUCAUGGAGGACCUGUGACAGUUUGCAGACUGGCACCUGCCAAAGACCACCCUUUGAGAAGCACUGCCUAGUGCCCCGGGGAGCCGUUGUCCCUGCAUCUGGAAGACAUAAGCUGCAUCCAGCCAGGGGACACGGAGAAAACAGGAGAGGAGGACAUGGAGGGCAGGCAGAGCCACACACAGCAGCCUGAGGCCCGGCUGGCUGAAGGCAUAUUCUGAAAAGCCAGGUGUGAACAGUAUUCAGACAAACAGGCAUAGCAAGCCACUGUCCAAAGUAGCACCAUCCGGAAUAUCAUCUGCUUUUGUCCAUCUGUCUUCUCAAAGUCGUCGCUUCUUUCCUGCAUUCCAGGGACGCCGAGGAAGGAGGGAGCCGCAUUCUGGUGCAUGGCUCUGCAGUGAGCGUGAGGAAUCGGAUCAACCCCUCUGACUCAGGGAAAGGCGGAGCCAAGGAAAGAAUUGUUUUCAUUAUUUUGGACAAGCCCCGGAACGGCCUCUAAGCGCCCACCUUGCACAUUGCUGGAGUGGGGUGUGCUGACUGCUGCUUAUUUUUCAAGUCGUUUUGAGAGAUUUGAAUGGCUCAGAUGUUGAACAGUGAUGUUUCUGACCAUAGGCUAAAUGUGGAAGCCAUAAUUAAAAAUAUUAAUACAAUUUCUUUGCAAUUGAAGAAAAUGAAAGAGCACUCCCAGUUACUGCUUUGUGACCUUACUCUACAUUUUAAUCACCCUGUGAAGACAGAUGACUCCAAGGAAACAGAAAGAAACAAGCCCCUCUUUGAAGAGUUUAAACUGUCAGAUGUAUCCCUUACUUCUAACCGCUUUUCUUCCUAAUUUCUUAUCUGUUGUGAAUUUAUAACUGUAUGUAUUGUUGAAUUAACAAGUAUCUUGGAGAACUGAGUUUACUAAUAU